UGAAAUUCAUCUGACAUCACUUCCGCAUUGUGUCCCUGUGAGCGUGUUCCGGACACUGAGCAGAACCGAAAGAAAGCCGACAGUGUCAAACACACAGAGAAGAGCGAUGUGAGGAUUCGCUCUCGACAUGAACGCGCUGCGCUGCUUCUCCCUGCUGCUGUCAGUGUCAGUGGCUCUUGGAGAUUUGAGCCGUCCUCAGAAUCUCUCUCUUCAGACUCUCAACACACAGUAUGUUCUGCAUUGGGACUGGGCUGAUGAUCAGCAGACGGCCAUGAAGGGGACGCUUACCUUCACUGCACAGUAUCUCUCGCAUAAGCAGAAAUGGAGGACAGUGUGUGCUGAUGUUUCAGAGCGUCGCUGUGAUUUCACUGAUGCUGGACUGCAUUACAAGGGCAUGUAUUAUCUGCGUGUGCGGGCCAACACAGCACAGUGGUUCUCCAGCUGGACCAACAUCAGCUUCUGCCCUGAAGAAGAUGCUGAUUUAGGUCCUCCGUCCAGUGUGAAGCUGACCUCUGUUAAAGGAGAUCUAGAGAUCGUCAUCGCUGACCCUCUGAGCAGCACCAACGAGUCCAUGAAAACGCUGGCUCCCGACAUGCAUUACCUCAUCCAGUACUGGAAGCAGCUUGAAGGCUAUAAGAAGGCUGAAGUCUUAAAGACGAAGAAUAAUGUGGUGACGCUGUCUGAGCUGGACGGAUCAACAUGGUACUGCGUCAGAGUUCAGAGCUGCUGUGACUUCUACAACAAGACAAGCGUCUUCAGCGAUACACACUGCACACGCACUGAAGGACCGACUCCGUACUGGCAGAUAUUUCUGUACUUCCUGUUGUCGCUGGUGCUGUGUUUCCUGCUGGUGCUGCUGGUGUGGUUUUGCUUUUACAAGGUGUUGAAGUCCUUAAAGAGCAUCUUCUACCCAAACGUUCAACUCCCGGCUCACAUUCAGGAGCUGUGGGUGUCUGACUCGGAGAAGCCGCAGCUGCUCCCUCCUGAAUCUCCCAGUUCUGUCUGUGAACACCUGGACAUGAUCAGCGCUGAGAUGGACGCAGUCAUGGACGCCCAGAGCCUAAACUCUGAGGAUCAGGACACGAGCGCACCCAGCCGACACGGCAGCGGAGACUCCGGCUUUAACUCCACAGAGGAGGACUUCAGUCGACACGGCGCGAUCACUGACGUACAGACCGACGACGUGUGCAGGACGAACAGAAAGCACGCUGAAGAGCUGCAUGAUGGGACGCUGGAGCUCUGCGCUACGACAGAGGCAAACAGAUGACUCCGUUUUGUUUGUCUCUGUUCAAACAUUUGUCAUCUUAUUGUAAUGUUGUGACAGCAGCACCGUGUAAAUGCAAAACCUUUGGAAGUUUUAUGCCAUUUCAGCCAUAUUUUCAUUUCUGUAUUUAAACAUGCAGAUUCUUUAUGAUUCUUAUAGAAUCUUAAUUCAUGUUUUGUCCCUCGAUGUCUUUCUUUGUUCGCUUCAAAAGCAGCUGCGUUUAAAAAGAGAGUAAACGUCAGUAUGGCUGUUCUCACACUCAUCUUCACCCAGUGUCACAUUAAAAUGGACUCUAUCAUAUACAGUUGCCUUGUUCUUGUUCAGAUUCUGUAUGUCUGUAUCACUCCAUCAAUGACGACAGAGAUUUUAGAAAUGGUCUUAUUUUCAGGUUGAUGUUUUUCCACAUGGAGAUGGAUGAUUACAUUAAUAUUUGCUCCUAGGAAGGAUUUUUUGUUCCACUGUUUAUUUCUAUUUUUAUUUUUUAUCACAUUUGUUUGUAAUUAGAAUAGCGACCAUUGCAGAUCCGUUUGUUCUUCAUGUCAGCAGUAGCGCGAGAACAUGGAGCACAUCAGAAACAGAACAAGGCAUCAGUUUGUCUGGGGUUUGUCGUGUGUAAUAGUUGACGCAAGAAGAACCUGUUUGUAUUUAAAGUGCCGAACUAUCCUGCAGUAGUUUCGAUUUGAGCCGUUUGUGUGCUGUAGGCUUUUGGUUUGCUAAUUAUAAAGGCAUACAGCUGUAUUCACUCAAGCUUUGAUCAGCCACAUAUUUAACCAGGGAUGGACUGGGACCAAAAAUCAGCCCUGGCAUUUUGGCCCAGACCGGCCCGCCACCAAACAAGAUCACAAAUACCACCCGUCCUUGCGCUCCCCUGCCCUGAAUAUGUAUGCCAACUCCUACUCUUUAAAACUACUAACGCCAUGUAAUGUGUAAGCAAGAAUCAGUGAGAGUUGACACAUUAAAUACUGUACUUCAAAAAAGUGGUGUUGAAUAAAUUGUAAACUUACCCAAUCAAA
This is a messenger RNA of Ctenopharyngodon idella (grass carp), 2277 nucleotides long. RefSeq names its product interferon alpha/beta receptor 1a. Gene Ontology annotation, molecular function: protein binding; interferon receptor activity. Bases 128 to 1267 code for a protein of 379 amino acids. The record is from RefSeq and is a predicted model, not a curated record. Lineage: Eukaryota; Metazoa; Chordata; Actinopteri; Cypriniformes; Xenocyprididae. The transcript is spliced from 7 exons.